AUGUUGUUUCGUUGCUGCAGACCACAGACUGAGGAGGGCGAGUGGAAGGACAUCUAUGGCGACCCGGUGCGUCCACGCCGAAGCGGUUACGAGUACCCCCUAGAUGCACUGCAGAUUAGCGCUUGGGCCGCGAUUGCGGUGCUGGCAGUGCUGCACUUUAUGAUACAGAUCCCUUUCUUCGAUGGCGCGCGCUUCGUCGUCGUGCUCGUCAUCUCAUCUGUACUCAUGACCUCAGUGGUCUUAACGAAGGUGGCGCUGGAGUUGUACCCUCAGCAGGACCCCGCUGUCUUCCGCACAGACCUCCCUCGCCUCAACCAGGACGAGCUCGUACCAGAGUCGGCGGAGCCCAGUACGGAGCCGUGUGUCUUCUGUCGGCGAUUUGUACAGGUAGGCUGCAAGCACUGCAGCGUGUGCGACAAGUGCGUCCCAGGUUUCGAUCAUCACUGUCGCUGGCUGAACAGCUGCGUCGGCGCCAAGAACUACCGCCUCUUCGCAACUUUCAUGGGCGUCGCCUGGGUUGGGAUGGCUUGGGUGACGGCCUUAAGUCUGUAUACGAUUCAGCUGAUGCUACGCGACGUUGACGCCUUCAAGCGCCACAUGCACACGCAAGCCUACCACAGCCCUCCUCGAGCCUUCCCCGCUCUCUUGGUCUUCAACUUCGUAUGCCUGCUCAUCGCUGUCGCCGGCAUUGGCUCCCUCGGUAAGCUUAUCUGCUUCCAUGUCUACCUCGACAUUACCCACCAGUCUACUUACGAGCACAUUGUCAAGAGGCGCGAGGAGAAGCGGGCGCUCGGCGAGUACCGUAGCCAGCACGGCGAGCCGGAGUCGAAGGGCUCGCUCGCCUGCUUUGAGCUGCGCAAGCGGCGCAACUUUAAGAGAAACGGCGCCGACCACGCUAACGGGCCGGACAUGAACGAGGAGGAGGCCAACCGGGACGGGGAGGCCGAUUCCUCGGUGCCGCCGCCGCCGACGCGUAAUGACGCUUCUGGGACAGGCGCUGUGUGCGAGGAAGGUUCGCAGGAGUCGUCGGGGUCGAAGGCGGAGGACAUUAGAAGGCGAGCGGCGCACUCGUCGGCGGGGCGGCAGCAAUAUCUGCCAUUGCCGGAGGGUGGCGAAGGGCAAUCCAAUGCCCCCGUCUCCGACAGCGCCUCCUCCUACACAUUUGAGCCGGUACAACGAAGCGAGUAG
Leishmania major strain Friedlin is the source of this 1188-nucleotide messenger RNA. RefSeq lists its product as hypothetical. Gene Ontology annotation, biological process: peptidyl-L-cysteine S-palmitoylation; protein targeting to membrane. The transcript has a single exon. The record is from RefSeq and is a predicted model, not a curated record. The coding region runs from base 1 to 1188 and encodes 395 amino acids. Gene Ontology annotation, cellular component: endoplasmic reticulum; Golgi apparatus. Gene Ontology annotation, molecular function: protein-cysteine S-palmitoyltransferase activity. Lineage: Eukaryota; Euglenozoa; Kinetoplastea; Trypanosomatida; Trypanosomatidae.